GACUGGACUCGUCUUCACAUGGAAGAUGCUCUCUUCCGGAGUUUGUUCGGACGAUACAGCAAGUGGACGCGUCCGGCACGCAACAUCUCAGACGUGGUCAUCGUGAAGUUUGGCCUCUCCAUCGCACAGCUGAUAGACGUGGAUGAGAAAAAUCAGAUGAUGACGACCAACGUGUGGCUGAAACAGGAAUGGACUGACUACAAGUUGCAGUGGAGUCCUUCCGACUUCGACAACGUGACGUCCAUCAGAGUCCCGUCUGAGCUCAUCUGGGUGCCAGAUAUUGUGCUGUACAACAAUGCAGAUGGAGAGUUUGCAGUCACCCACAUGACUAAGGCCCAUCUCUUUCACACCGGUCUUGUCCGCUGGGUUCCCCCAGCCAUCUACAAGUCCUCCUGCUCCAUCGAUGUCACCUUCUUCCCCUUCGACCAGCAGAGCUGCAAGAUGAAGUUCGGCUCCUGGACGUACGACCGCGCAAAGAUCGACCUGGAGCCCUUUGAGAACACCGUGGAUCUGAAGGAUUACUGGGAGAGCGGAGAGUGGGCGAUUGUCAACGCCGUGGGCACCUACAACACCAAGAAAUACGACUGCUGCCACGAGAUCUACCCCGACAUCACCUACUAUUUCAUCAUCCGCCGCCUCCCGUUGUUCUACACCAUCAACCUCAUCAUCCCCUGCCUGCUCAUCUCCUGCCUCACCGUGCUCGUUUUCUACCUGCCGUCCGACUGCGGCGAGAAGAUCACGCUGUGCAUCUCCGUGCUGCUGUCGCUCACCGUCUUCCUGCUGCUCAUCACCGAGAUCAUCCCCUCCACCUCGCUGGUCAUACCGCUCAUCGGCGAGUACCUGCUCUUCAUCAUGAUCUUCGUCACGCUGUCCAUCGUCAUCACUGUGUUCGUGCUCAACGUGCACCACCGCUCCUCAGCGACGCACACCAUGCCGCGCUGGGUCAAGAGGCUCUUCCUGUCGGCGUUGCCUCGCUGGUUGUGCAUGAAGCGCCCGGCACACGGUGUCAGGCCUGCAAGGUACCUCCUCCUCCCGCAGAGACACCCCUCCCUCAGGGUGGACUGGGAAACCACUCCUGUGGGUAAUGGGUCAAUCCACACCCCUACUGCCUCUCUCCUGACUCCAGCGGUGGUGUCUGCCCUGGAGGGGGUGACCUACAUCGCGGAGCAUCUCAGAGCCGAGGACGCAGACUUCUCUGGGAAGGAGGAAUGGAAGUACGUUGCCAUGGUGGUAGACCGGAUCUUCCUCUGGAUGUUCAUCAUGAUGUGUCUGCUGGGGACCGUCGGGCUCUUCCUGCCGCCGUGGCUCUCUGGGAUGUUUGAAUUAAAACACAAAAAGUAUUAAUUAUUCUUCCAAGGUGGAAAGAGUGGCAUGUCUGUAUGAAAAGAACAAAUGUUUCCUACAAAAGAGAGCGUUUUCUUUGUCCUAUGUUUUGAAAUGUUAUAGUUCUGCUUGAUAAAUGUGUUGAUUAUCUAUCAAAUGAACUUAAAGCUGCUAUCUGUGUUGCUAUCUGUGUCCUUUCUAAAGAUAUAUUUUAUUCAGUGAAGAAAACAUUUGAAAACUGAUGUGUAGAAAACU
Messenger RNA from Eleginops maclovinus (Patagonian blennie), 1578 nucleotides. Its product is annotated as neuronal acetylcholine receptor subunit alpha-2-like. The coding region runs from base 19 to 1344 and encodes 441 amino acids. Gene Ontology annotation, molecular function: acetylcholine-gated monoatomic cation-selective channel activity; acetylcholine receptor activity. The transcript is spliced from 7 exons. NCBI's taxonomy places the organism in Eukaryota, Metazoa, Chordata, Actinopteri, Perciformes, Eleginopidae. The record is from RefSeq and is a predicted model, not a curated record. Gene Ontology annotation, biological process: signal transduction; monoatomic ion transmembrane transport; synaptic transmission, cholinergic. Gene Ontology annotation, cellular component: postsynaptic membrane; plasma membrane; synapse.